AUGGCUGCCCCGUUCACCAUCAAUGCUAGGACCGCGGUGGCCGCUACGGCGACAUCUACAUCCACCUCUCGCGUAUACUUCCAAGAUACUCAGAACGGCAUCCGUGAAGUGGUUUACGACAACGAAAAUUGGAACGUAUCCAACGAUGUGUUAUUCUCUGCUAAGCGCUCCACUCCACUUGCUGUUGUCAGCUGGGAUGAGGGAAGACAGGUGAUCCCUUUGAGUACUGUAUUCAGGGGAAAUAUUGACAAAGGGUCCGACUCGGGAUCCAACCUUGCGGCCUUGUCAUUUAAGGACGGGGGCAAAGUCCAUUUGAGAGUUUAUUACCAAGCUCCAGAUCUCAGUCUAAGGGAGCACUGCAAUGAUGGCAACUGGAAUGAGGGCCACUUUAACCCUGGAGUUGCAAUUAAGAGUUCUGCUAUUGCUGCCACUUCUUGGAUUGCCACUGGAACUGGCGUACAGCUUCGUCUGUUCUGGCAAGACAACCAUGGGCUUCUGAGAGGGUAUAGAUGGUCUAGAGGAUGGGAGUCUACCGGAUCUUUAAAUCUUAUGCCAGUUGGUACACACAUUUCGGCGAUCAACUGGGAUACUGGAAACAGUGUCAGAGUGUACUACCAGGCGAACGAUGGCACCAUCACGGAAGAGGUCACUCAUAGCUUGAGAACCACGAUUCUUCAACUCUAG
Molecule: messenger RNA, 684 nt
Organism: Trichoderma aggressivum f. europaeum
Lineage: Eukaryota; Fungi; Ascomycota; Sordariomycetes; Hypocreales; Hypocreaceae
Exons: 3
Coding region: 1-684 (227 amino acids)
Source: RefSeq, a predicted model, not a curated record